Messenger RNA from Lolium perenne, 857 nucleotides. RefSeq lists its product as uncharacterized. Lineage: Eukaryota; Viridiplantae; Streptophyta; Magnoliopsida; Poales; Poaceae. The record is from RefSeq and is a predicted model, not a curated record.
AGGGAGGACUCUCUCUGCCCUUUCCUUCUCCUCCUCUGCUCGGCUUCGAGGAAUUGAAUCUCCUCCGCGCGAAGAACAUAGGAACUCUCCAUGAUCUGCGCGCCCUCGUCUCCCCCGCCCCUGGCCGCUCCUGACAACAGCAAGUUCAUACCGCCACGUCGCUGGAUAAAUUGUCCCGGAAGUCAGCUCGACGAUUUUAAAGGAGGAAAACCUCGAGUUGCAGAAGUGGAGCAAGGGAAAUUAAAGGAGAAGGUUAACAGCGUGGUGCUUCCUGAGUCGGAUUACAACUGGAGGUUUGGUGUUCUGGCAUGUUUCCCAGUGAAACUGCAGAAGGCUAGGUGGAGGGCGCACACUCGGACGACGGAGGAGCUUCGGUGCUCCGGUGUUGUGGUCGGUGAGGAAGAGGCGGCAGAGGGUGAGCUCUUGUUUGGGAUGAAAACGGGAACGUGGCAAUGAUGCCGGAAUGGAAAUGGGAGUGGCCCGAUCUUACUUCCCUGCUCUGGUACUAGCCCUCCGCCACCGCGGCCUUGCUCGAGUCCUUCAUUGGCAAGCUGUGAUGCGGCGCGGCCAUUGGAGGGAGCUCUGCAUGCCCAGAGCAUGGCGACCCCCACGGGAGCCCUCUGACAACAAGCAAGGUUAGGUGGGGUGAACCCCACGGGAGCCCUACGACGGCAAGCGGAGUGGCGGUGGAUGGCAGGGAGGACAAAGAUUUGAAUUUGAAUUCUGAUUUUUCAGGCCUGAUUUUAAAGGUUUUGAAUUUGUGUGGUUUUUAAUUGUGGCCGGAAAUUAAAAUCAUACUAUUUGUAUCUCCUGAUAUUGGCAUGAAACUGUGUAUAAGAACAGAAACAUUCGAUUUC